Messenger RNA from Durusdinium trenchii, 519 nucleotides. NCBI's taxonomy places the organism in Eukaryota, Dinophyceae, Suessiales, Symbiodiniaceae. The record is from the annotation of a GenBank genome assembly.
AUGGCGAACCCCAAGGUGUACUUUGACAUGCAGAUUGGAGGUGCGGACGCCGGGCGCAUUACCAUGGAGCUUCGCGCCGACGUGGCUCCGAAGACCGCCGAGAACUUUCGCUGCCUUUGCACGGGUGAGAAGGGUAUGGGGAAGUCUGGAAAGGCGUUGCACUUCAAGGGCUCGGCAUUUCAUCGCGUGAUCCCGGACUUCAUGUGCCAGGGUGGCGACUUCACGGCUGGUAAUGGCACAGGCGGCGAGUCGAUCUAUGGAAGCAAGUUUCAAGAUGAGAACUUCACCCUGAAACAUACCGGCCCAGGCAUUCUGUCCAUGGCCAAUGCGGGCCCCAACACCAAUGGUUCUCAAUUCUUUCUGUGCACUGUGAAGACGCAAUGGUUAGAUGGAAAGCAUGUGGUGUUUGGUAGCGUUAUCGAUGGCAUGGACGUGGUCAAGAAGGUUGAGGCAGUUGGAUCACAGUCGGGCAAAACAAGCAAGCCAGUGGUCGUCGCAGACUGUGGUCAGCUGUCCUGA